GUCAGUCAGAGAGAUUCAAAUGACAUGUUAAAUGACAUGAGGAUACACUUCAGCUCCAAAUCUCUCUGCUUCAUACGCCUGCCUUAUUAUAUGACGAACAACGGUGCAAAAAAGGGAAUUCUUAGCAAUAUCACCUAAAACUACUUAUUUCAUAUUGCUUAGUUUACGGUCCACAGAAUGAAAAGCUUCGUGACGGUGUGCUGUCUGAGUUUUCUGCUGGGUCUUGUGGCUGUAGUUGAGAGUGAUGAAGACUACACUGAGGAUGAAGAGAUGAUCCUGUCUUUAAUUCUGCAGGAUGACACCCAGCCUGAAGCAGAGAGCAGGCCAUCCGCCCAGUUUUACAGGUGCACUAAGGACGCGUGGCGCAUGCCAGGUCAGUAUAUAGUGGUGAUGCGGAACGGAACGCACGUGAACCAGGUGGAGCGCACCGCGCGCAGACUCCGCGCAAAAGCCGCCAAACGCGGAUAUCUGAUCGAAAUACAGCAGACUUAUUCAGGAGCUUUCCACGGGUUUCUGGUGAAAAUGAGCAGCGAUGUUCUUCACAUGGCAGUAAAGCUGCCCCAUGUGGAAUACAUUGAAGAGGAUUCCUCCAUCUUCGCCCAGAGCAUCCCAUGGAACCUGCAGCGCAUCCUUCAAAACAAACAUGAGACUGGAAAAUACUCACCACCAAAUGACGGAGCAAAGGUGGGAGUGUAUCUUUUGGACACAAGCGUUCAGGUGACUCAUCGCGAGAUUGAGGACAGGGUGAUGGUGACGGACUUCAACAGUGUGCCGGAGGAGGAUGGGGUCAGAGUUCACAGACAGGCUAGUCAGUGUGACAGUCAUGGCACGCACAUAGCAGGUGUGGUCAGUGGACGGGACUCGGGUGUAGCUCGAGGUGCCAGUGUAAACAGCGUCCGAGUGUUAAACUGCCAAGGCAAGGGUACUGUGUCAGGAGCUUUGGCAGGUCUGGAGUAUAUUCAGUCGUCUCUGAUGUCUCAGGCUAUCAGACCUGUGAUCCUACUGCUGCCAUUUGUAGGGGGAUUCAGUCGCACCCUCAACGCUGCCUGCAGGAAAAUGGUGGAAUCUGGUGCAGUGCUUGUUGCUGCAGCUGGUAACUACAACGAUGAUGCUUGUCUGUACUCACCAGCCUCAGAGCCUGAGGUGAUAACAGUAGGGGCCGUUAAUUUUGCUGACCAGCCCUUGAGCACUGGGACGACAGGCACCAACGCGGGCCGCUGCGUGGAUGUGUUCGCACCCGGUGAUGACAUCAUCAGCGCGUCCAGCGAUUGCUCCACCUGCUUCACCACCAAGAGUGGAACGUCACAGGCAGCGGCACAUGUUGCUGGUAUAGCGGCGGUGCUCCUAAAUUUGAAUCCGAACUCUAGUUCUGCUGAGCUUCUACAACAGCUCCUCCAUCAUUCAGUCAAACAGACCAUUAACCCAGAGUCUCUGCCACUGAACCACCGUCUCUCUACACCCAACAUGGUGGUCGCCUUGCCUGACCCGACCUCCACACUCACAGGAGAGGAUUUACUCUGUAGAUCCGUUUGGUCUGAGCGGUCAGCUGCUAAAGGUUUGGCCACAGCUACAGCCCGCUGUCGUCACGGUGAAGAGAUGCUGAGCUGCUCCAGUUUCUCACAAAACGGAGCAAGAGCUGGAGAAAGAGUGGAGGAGAGAGAUGGGCAGAAAGAGUGUGUUGCUGUCAAUGGGAAUGGAGGGCAAGGUGUGUUCGCUGUAGCGCGCUGCUGCACAGGCCAUAAAGCUCAGUGCCAGAUGUUAGAGAGUCCCCAGAGAGGUGCGGAUGCAGAAUGUCCUCCAGACCACCAGCUGACAGGAUGCAGUUCUUCCUCUUCAUCUGGAGAUGCAUCGGACUCUGAACGACCUCUACAUGGCAUCCGCAGGGCAUGUCCUGCUAAAAGGGAUGUAACGUCAUACGCCUCCUGCUGCCACACAUCCUCUCUGGAGUGCCGGCUGAAAGAACACGACUCUAUGGGUCUCAGCGAGCAGGUGGAGGUUUCAUGUGAAGACUCGUGGACACUGACAGGCUGUCAGGGUCUGUCACAUGGUUCUGUCGUUCGUGGGGCAUUUGCUUUGGGAAACACCUGUGUAGUUCAUACAUCUGGAGGAGAUAUAGGAGCUGCCGCCAUCGCCACCUGCUGCAGGCACCGCCUGUCCCACAAGCCAUCUGACCACUGAGGGAUGUGUGUUCUUUGUUUCUCACUUCUCUAAACCAUGGCCAUAACUGCUAUAACACAUAUAAUAGUUGGAGGUGUUACAUAAGUGAGCUCAGUUCUGUCAUUACGCAAUAUUACAUGACAGAGAAGUGCAUUGUAACCAGUUCUGGACAUAACCAUAUUCAAUCUAGAAACUCUACAAGGAGCGCUAAAACACUUAGAAUUCAUAUUAGACAUAUUAGAAUUCAGACUGAUGCCGAUAAUUAUUUUCAUGUUAUGGCUAUAAAAAUUCUCUACUAUUUUCCUUAAAUAAUAAUAAAAAAAAACACUAAAAUUGAUGAUCAAUUGUUUUAAAAUCUACAAGUGAAUUCAGGCAUCAUUGAAAAAUGGGUAUUCAUUUUGAGAUUUGCUAAAAAUUACGUUUAACAGUAGUAAAGCGAGCAUUAGAUGACAGCUAACUAUAAAAAUAGAGGAAAUAAGCAUGUACAAUGAAAUAUAGAAUAUCAGUCAAUAUAUUUAAAAUAUGUAGCAAUACUGCUUAAUUAAAAAAAAAAAAAAACAAUAUCGGUAACCGAUAUUAUAGAUAAUACCACUUUGACUGUAUUUAGGACUAGCACUUUUCAUUUUUAUAUUAACAGAAUAUAUUUCAAAUGUGUACCAAUACUGUUAAAUUAAAAAAAUAUCCAAUAUCGGUAACCGAUAUAGAUAAUACCACUUUGACUUAUUCAGGACCAGCAUUUAUCAUUUUUAUGUUUGCACAUAUUCUAAAUUGAAACAGAGGUCUAUUUUCAUUAUUUCUGGCAAGAGCAUUAUCUCCUAUUAUGCAUGUGCACUGUGUAUAAGAGUGUAAUUCUUUUUAUAAAUGUAUAUUUUUGUAUUGCAAAUCUUAUGACAAAUUCAUGUAAUGGUCUACUUCAGACUUGGCAGAUACAAAAUCACACAGUCUGCAAAGUUGUGCAUUCCAGUUUUUCCUUUUUAUAUCAAAUGUUUUCAUUGUCAAACUCUGAUGUACAAAUUAAAAUGUGGUUUUAACAUGCAUUAACAGAUUCCUUUACACACUCGCAGCAGAAAUGAAUCAAAGAAUCACCAGUUAUUAAAAACUCUUCAAGCAUCUUUAACCCUGUCCUGACACCCAGCUUAAAAACACAAGCCUCGUCACAGAUCUACCGAGCGGUUGGUACAGCAUCUACAGGUGUAGGAAAGGUUAAAAAAGAUUGAUUGGAGGGAGGAGGAUCAGAUUUGUGGAUAGUUUUAACACACCCUGUUCACUCAAGUACACCAUAUUUCAAAGAAGACUACAGCACUGGUUAUAAACUGUAACUCCACCAUAUCUUAAAGGCUCCUUUAGUGAAAACCUAAGCAGGCAGUUGAGCUGAAAUGAGUGAUAUCUUUGCAAAUGUGCAUAUUUCAGCAAAAUAAGAAAGAUGCCUUAUGUUUAGGCACUGAUCUGAUGAAUUCUGCCCUCUAUUGUAACUGAACCGUGUGCCUUUAGUCUUGAAACGUUUCAAAAUAAUCCUCCGGUCAUCCUAAAACCUAACUAAUGCUCCCAAACACUUACCACAUCUGCUGCAGUGAAUUAGCAGUGGACUAUUUACUGAUUCAAAGCAUGAAGGCAGUUGUGAGUACUGCAGUGUUUUGCUGACUAUUAGAGGCCAAAACCAAGAGAAAGAGACAAAAAGUCAAAGACCAUACUGAAAAAGACUGCUUAAACCAGCCUUAACAGGUUUUACCAGGCCUUUGGCCUGAUCAAUCUUGAGUUUAGUUGCCUCAAGGUACUCUUAAUAUCAGCAAACCAGGCUGGCCAUGUUGAAAAACAAACAAACAUGUUGUUGAACCAGUUUGAGAUGGUCUGCUAGUUUUAUCAGGUCUUCCAGCCUGACUAAUCUUGAAUGUAAGUACCCCAAACCACUCUACAACCAGCAAACCAGGCUGGCCAUGUUGAAAAACAAACAAACAUGUUGUUGAACCAGUUUGAGAUGGUGUGCUGGUUUUAUCUGGUCUCCCACCCUGACCAACCUAGAGUUUAUGUGCCCAAAACUCCCCUAAAACCAGCUAAGGAACCAGGCUGGCUCUGUCAUCUUAAACCAGUCUAAGCUGGUUUGCUUCUCUUAGUUGCUCUUCCAGCCUGAUUAGGCUGGUCUGUUGGCUGGCAUUGAAUGUUUUUGGACACUAAACCACCUAAACACAACUUAGCCGGGCUGAGAAACCAGCAUAAACCAGCAAAUCCACUUAGACUGGUUUAAGAUUUAUUCUAUAAACCACCUUCUCUCAGCGGUUUCGGCCAGUUUAUGCAGUUCUUUUCCAGCAAUAAAGUCUCUCACACAUACAAACAUGCACAGAAGCGCGUGAAAGUUGCGAAGAGCAGGUGACUGAGGUAAAAAGCAGCACUAACGUUUGUGUGAGGUGGCAUUGAGGUCCUUCCGCUGUAAACAUUGAAGCAAUGUCGCUAAGUGUUCUAGUCUAAAUACAAAAUGAGCAGCAAACGGCAGCUGAAUCACCCUGCAGACUCCCUGAAAGCAGGACAUCACAGGCUCGGCUCAGACAAGGACCGUGACACACGAGACGCCGCCUGUGUCCUCGUAUGGCACUCUGAGAUGAGCGUGGCCGAGCCAUCCGAGUAUACGCGUGUGCGUUGUUAUCGUAAUGUCGAGUGGGUUCAGGCAUUUGUGUAGCACGACGUGUCCACUGGUUUGUCUCAAGGCGAGGACGCGAGCGGCGUAGGGGAGGAGUCGAGUAAAGGCACUUUACUACUCAGUGAGAACUUUCCGGUCCCUCCAACAACCUCCGUCUUUCUCUUUCCCCUCCCCGCCCCAUCCUCACCUUGUCAUCCGAUUUGCAUUGCGUAAGGCAGACUAAAUGGAAAAGAUGCAGGUAAACAAACAAAAAAAGGACAAAUGUGGCAAAAUAAACCCUGAAAAGUGUCUUCACGUCCCUAGAUCUUUAUACCAAAGCAGCACGAGACAACAUCAAAACAGACGAACAAGAAAGAAAUGAGACAGUUUUUCAAUGACAAACUCUGCUGAUUGUAGCACUCAUUGUCUUUCAGGAAGAAGAAAAGCUCAUUGGACAGUAGCGUCUCUGUGUGUUGCAUAUGUGUCUCCGGACGCAUCUGCUGAUGCGAUGUGUCUUCCGCCGUAAGGUCCGUCCUCAAUGUCCACCAUCAUAUUUCUGUCUAGCACUUGCGUAAACAGCUUGUGUCUUUUCCUGCAUGCUGUUCCUAUCCAAGAAACUCGAUGGACAAGAGAGCAGCGAGGGACGUCCGCUAUUGUCUCCACGUGAUGAAUUUCUCACAAACUGAAUUCAAAUAUAAAGUGCUUUAAAAAAUACCAGCAAGAAAAAGGAAAAACGGUGUGAUUAUUUGACUCUCAGAGACUUGGCAAGUUCUUCUUUUUUCGAAUAAAUUUGAGGCACCUCUCAAACAG
Messenger RNA from Sinocyclocheilus rhinocerous, 5578 nucleotides. It is a transcript of the gene pcsk9, whose product is annotated as proprotein convertase subtilisin/kexin type 9. The coding region runs from base 178 to 2178 and encodes 666 amino acids. The record is from RefSeq and is a predicted model, not a curated record. Gene Ontology annotation, biological process: proteolysis. Lineage: Eukaryota; Metazoa; Chordata; Actinopteri; Cypriniformes; Cyprinidae. Gene Ontology annotation, molecular function: serine-type endopeptidase activity. The transcript has 12 exons.